UGUGAUUGGGAGGGGUGAGGAAGAACAGAAGGCUUAUGACCGAGGAGCAUCUCAUUUGGUUAAAGAUUAAUCAGACAUGGCCUCAACUCCUACAUCACCCAGUGAAAAAGACUCAGUGGAGCAACAUCUGGCAUGUUCCAUCUGCACGGACACAUUUAAGGAUCCGGUCACUACACCUUGUGGUCACUCCUUCUGCAAAGAAUGUCUAGACCGCUGCUUUAAGUUGAAUGACAGUGCAUGUCCCCUGUGCAAGUCUUAUUUAAGCAGAGCCCCAGAUGUAAACAUUGUCCUGAGGAACGUUGUUGAACAGGUCAAAAAGACACCCAAGAAUAAUGAAGAUGCAUUCACUGGAGCUGCCGGUGAAGUGGCCUGUGACGUUUGCGUUGACCAAAAGCUGAAGGCUCAAAAGUCCUGCCUGGUGUGUCUCACCUCCUAUUGUGCCGUCCACCUAGAAACUCACUCUUCAAAUAAAAGGCUCAAAGGACACAAGCUGGUGAAACCUGUGGGGAACUUGGAUGAGAGGGCUUGUCUGACUCAUGGACGCCCCCUAGAGCUGUACAACAGGAAGCGGCAGAGAUGUGUUUGUGUACUUUGUAUGGAGGAAGGUGAAGAGGGGGUCGUCUCCACUGAAGACGAGUGGGACAAGAAGAAGGCUAAGCUUGAAAACACUAAAGCAGAGCUACAACAGAAAAUUGAAAAGCGAAAGACGAAAGUGGAUGAGAUUAAUGCAUCUGUAAAGAGCUGCAAGGACAUGUUGGACUCUGAGUGGUGUGACAUUGAGGAUGUUUUCACUGCUGUUGGUGCCUUAGUGGAGGCAGCCCAGGCCAAAGCUCUUCAACCACUGGAGGACAGGAGGAAAGUUGUGGAGAAAGAGGCUAAAGAACUAAGAGAGAAAUUAAACACAGAGAUAGAUCAACUUGAAAAGACUAUCUCUGAGCUGGAUGAUAUAUCUGCAUAUGAGGAUCAUAUUCUUUUCCUGCAAAAAUACCCUUCUCUUCAAGAGCCAGAUGACAUGAAAGACUGGACUGAAGUCAUACUGGACACAUCGCUGACGUUCGGCACCAUGAGAAAAAUCACAACAACUCUGAUGGAACAGAUUCAGCUGGAACUUGAAAAGCUGACCUCUAUUGAGGUGAAGAGGAUUCCACAGUUCAGAGUGGAUGUAAAAUUUGAUCGGAGCACAGCCCACCGACGACUCGUUCUGUCUGAUGACGGAAAGGAGGUGAAAGAUGGAGGAGAGGACCAGGAAGUGGAUGACGAUCCAGGGAGGUUCGAUCUAUUUGGCAGCGUCCUGGGGCUCAGCGGACUGACCUCUGGGAAGUCCUACUGGGAAGUGGACGUCCGAAACAAGGCCGGCUGGGAUCUGGGUGUAGCCAGAAAAGAUGUGGAUCGAAAAGGCAAACUGACCCUGAACCCAGAUCACGGUUUCUGGGUGACUGUUCAUUACGAUGACGAUAAGUACGCAGCUCUGACCGUCCCACCGGCGUACCUUGGCCUGAAAGAGCCUCCUAAGAAGGUGGGGGUUUUCGUGGAUUAUGAGGAGGGGCUUGUGUCCUUCUACGAUGUGGUGGCCCAGUCUCACAUUUACUCAUUUAUUGACUGUUCCUUCGGAGAUAAGCUCCUCCCAUAUUUCAGUCCGCAUGUAAAAGAUGAGAAAAACACUGACCCUUUGAUUCUGUUGUGAAUAACCUCUGAAACAGGUGUUUGAGUCUAAGUUUGCAUAGAUUUGCUUUUUUUUGUAAUUUAAGUUUAGUUUUUGUUAGAUAAUUAACAUAACAUAAUUUAGUUUUUGCUGAUUAUUUUACGUAACUAAAUGAUCUUUUCAUAGCUCGCUUUAGUUAUAUUUCAUUAACCAACACAACCUGAUUUGUGUUACAUGCAGGGGUGUAGAAUUGGGUAGGGACACUAGGGACACGUCCCUACCAAUAUCCAGCCAUGCUGAGCCACAUUAUGUAAUAAAUUCCCAUUAUGUAAAAAAUUCCCAUUAUGUAAUAAAGUUCAAAAUGUAAUAAGAAU
This is a messenger RNA of Sphaeramia orbicularis (orbiculate cardinalfish), 2016 nucleotides long. RefSeq names its product E3 ubiquitin-protein ligase TRIM21-like. NCBI's taxonomy places the organism in Eukaryota, Metazoa, Chordata, Actinopteri, Kurtiformes, Apogonidae. The record is from RefSeq and is a predicted model, not a curated record. Gene Ontology annotation, molecular function: protein binding. The transcript has 7 exons. The coding region runs from base 77 to 1684 and encodes 535 amino acids.